CGGUCGGUGCUCGGGGUGGCGGCUCGGCGGCGGCGGCGGCGGCUCGGCGGGAGCGAGGGCGGGAGCGGCCGAGACCAUGGCUGGAGGCAAAGCCGGAAAGGACAGUGGGAAGGCCAAGGCUAAGGCAGUGUCUCGCUCCCAGAGAGCCGGUCUGCAGUUUCCCGUGGGCCGCAUCCACAGACAUUUGAAGACUCGCACUACGAGCCACGGAAGGGUCGGUGCCACGGCUGCUGUCUACAGUGCUGCGAUCCUGGAGUACCUCACUGCGGAGGUGCUGGAGCUGGCGGGCAACGCUUCCAAGGACCUCAAGGUAAAGCGGAUCACUCCGCGCCACUUGCAGCUUGCAAUCCGUGGUGAUGAAGAGUUGGAUUCUCUUAUCAAGGCGACCAUCGCUGGGGGUGGUGUGAUCCCGCACAUCCACAAGUCUCUGAUUGGAAAGAAGGGACAGCAGAAAACCGCUUAGAGCAUCGUUUUAACCAACCCCUUUCCUCCCCGUCAUUGUACUGUAACUGGGACAGAAGAAAUAAUGGGGAUAUGUGGAAUUUUUAAAAGAGGCGGAUGGAAAAGCAUAGACAAUUACCGUAGACGCGCUAAGAGACAUUUGUACGUUCUUAGGCUCAAAGUUUGAUAAAGUACCUUUCCAUGUGGCGGCACUCGUGUGUUGAUUGCUAGGGUCCUCCCGUGUGUUUUAUACAAAAAUGGAAUUGAUAAACCAGUUUUUACAAAAAUUUGUCUCAAAACUGUUCUGUUCAUGAUGUGUUGGAACUGUUUUGCUCCUACUUUGAAAUUUUUAAAAUUUCAAAUCGGUUAUCCUAUGUUCGUAAUAAUUUUUAAACAGAAGUUGGGAAUAUGGAUUUCCCAGGAUUGAUGCCAUAUCCUUAUAUCGAAUCUUAGGUGCUCUCCAUUUGCAGUACACACCAUUAUUUUACACACAAUGAAGGAAGGAAAAGCUGCCAGUUAAACCCUGGUAUGCCGGCAGUUAGGAGAGGCAUCCUGAUUCCCAGAGGGACUCGAGGACGAAAACGUACAUUCAGAAUUGAUGAAAUAGGAUAGUGGAAUUGUUCUGAUUUAUUUACUGCGCACUUACUAUGUGGCAGGCGCUGAACUAAGUGCUUUAGUGAUCAAGAAAUUCUGUUACACCCACUUUUAAAGAUCUGGAAACCGAGGCUCACAGAAGUUACCAUUAGCCAGAAGACAUUUAUCUUGUAGACAGAAAACGGCUGAACUGGAAUACAAGCCUCGAUUUGGCUGACUCCAGAGCCCACACUCUUACCUGGAAUUAAAGUUAAAAUUUGUCAGAGUUCUCUGUUUUUACUUAAACUUCCAGCUUUUAGUGGUCUUUCAUGGAUAAAGUAUAACAUUCAGCAAUUUGUGCCAUAUUUUUAGAAAAUAUCUUACUUUGUCAGUUUCUAGGUAACUUGGAAGAUUUAAUUAAUGUGCCAAUUAAUGGUCCAUCAGAAAGUUCCAUUUUUCUGCUGGGAAGUCUUCAUUCAAAAAGAAAAUUUUUAAAUGUUUGCUAAUGUAGCGCUAUCAAAACAAAACUCGUUUUAAAAAGCUUAUUUUAUUAUGGAAAUUUUCAAAAAUACCGAAAAAUAAAAGAGAAUAGUAUAAUGAACCCCGGUGUACUCCUCCUCCAACUCCUAGCUGCUGUCCUGUGGUCAGCUCUGUUUUACCUGUAUGCCCCCCGGAUUCCUCCUCCCACUGGGUUGGUUUGACUCCCGUUUUUGUGUCUGCGUAC
Molecule: messenger RNA, 1738 nt
Organism: Neomonachus schauinslandi (Hawaiian monk seal)
Lineage: Eukaryota; Metazoa; Chordata; Mammalia; Carnivora; Phocidae
Product: histone H2A.V
Exons: 5
Coding region: 77-463 (128 amino acids)
Cellular component (GO): nucleosome
Molecular function (GO): DNA binding; structural constituent of chromatin; protein heterodimerization activity
Source: RefSeq, a predicted model, not a curated record